Messenger RNA from Sinocyclocheilus rhinocerous, 2267 nucleotides. Its product is annotated as SCAN domain-containing protein 3-like. The record is from RefSeq and is a predicted model, not a curated record. NCBI's taxonomy places the organism in Eukaryota, Metazoa, Chordata, Actinopteri, Cypriniformes, Cyprinidae. The coding region runs from base 299 to 1219 and encodes 306 amino acids. The transcript is spliced from 2 exons.
UCAAUCCGGACCCGCCUCCAUUUCGUAUUUUAAUUCGUACAUUAACACUAAUUGUGUGUAAUGGAUUAAAAGUGUAGAUUUCCUACUUUGAUAAAUGCAUGUUAAACUUGUAAAUCAUUUGUUUAGUUUUUAAUGUGUUUUUGGAGAUAGUCCGAAAUUAAAGCGAAGACGAGUUAUUAAAAGUUUUCCUGCGUGACAUUGUUGUCAUGACAUUCAGUGAGCGUAUGACGUUUGACGUAAUCGCUCGGGGUAAUCGGGCAACACUUCACCUUGACCGCAGUGAGCGUUUGCUGUGAGGAUGUCCAUUACGAGGAAAAGAAAAGUUGACGAAGAAAAUAGAGUUUUCAAAGAUGAUUGGACAGAGAGGUACACAUUCAUUUUGCUCAAAUCCAGCACGAAGCCGUUCUGUUUGAUUUGUAAUGACACAGUUGGAGUUAUGAAGAGUGGAAAUGUCAAACCGCACUAUGAAACAAAGCACAGACAUUUUGAAAGGCAAUAUCCACAAAAUACAGAGGUGAGGACAGCAAAACUACGACAGCUAAAGUCUUCGUAUGAAUCAUCAAACAAGUUGCUUGUGAGAGCUCUGACACAGCAAGAAAGAGCUACAGAAGCAUCUUUUCGGGUGGCCUGGGUACUAGGCAAAAACAAGAAGCCAUUCUCUGAUGCAGAGAUAGUUAAAGAGUGUUUAGUGGAGAUAGCAGAGGCUUUGUUUGAGAGAAAGGAGAGACAGGAGAUGUCAGAGAAAUUAAAGAAAAUUCCACUAUCCAAUGACACUUCAACCAGGAGAACAGAAGUACUUGCCCAUGACUUAGUUAAGCAGUUAACUGAUGAUAUCAAAGAUGCACCCUGCCUUUCACUUGCGGUGGAUGAGUCUACAGAUUGCACAGACCAAGCCCAGCUAUGUGUGUUUGUCAGAUACUUCAGCAAGGCAAAGGGGACAUUCUGUGAAGACUUUCUGGGCCUUACUCCACUCUGUCACACUAGAGGAGAAGACAUCUAUGACGCUAUCAUGCAGAUGCUUAAUGAAAGGGGAAUUGAUGUCAAGAAUGUUGUGUCCAUCGCUACUGAUGGUGCUCCAGCCAUGAUAGGGAAGGAGAAGGGAGCUGUUCAACGGCUGAAAGAGGAGCACUCAGACCUGCUGACAUACCACUGUAUAAUAAACCAGUCAAUGCUGUGUGCAAGCCUUGGAAAAAUUCAGACGUCAUGGAAACUAUUAUGAAGCUUGUGAACUACCUGAGAGCAUCUUCUGCCCUUCAGCACUGUCUUCUGAGGGCAUUCCUGACUGAGGUAAAUGCUUCUUAUGAUGACUUACUCCUCCAUAACAAUGUGAGAUGGCUGAGUAAGGGAAGAGUCUUGGAGAGGUUUUGGGUCAUCAGGAAAGAUUUGGAGAUGUUUUUGUCCCAGCAGAAGAAUGUCAAAGUCAGGCAUUGCUUGGAUUUUCUGAGGAAUGAUGACAGCAUGGAGCGUGUGGCCUUUUUAGUGGACAUAACAUCUCAUCUAAAUUAACCGAAUCUGAGGCUCCAGGGCCAAGGUAACACUGUGUGUGAUCUGAUGGCAGCAGUACGCUCCUUUGAAAGGCGGCUGGAGAUCUUUAAGAGUGAUAUCACAGGGCCACAUAUCCACUUUCCAACUCUUCUCCAGCAGACUAAUGGCAAUCACCAUCAUCACCAUCUUUCCUUUUUGGAGAAUCUAGCUGAAAAUUUCAGGGAGCGCUUUGAGGGCUUCAAUGUUGGCAGACAAGUACUGCUCUGCAUUCCAUCUCCAUUCCUGGUCAAGAAUGUGGAGGAGUUUUCAAAAGAAACCAAGAGCAUCUUCCCAUGGGCAAGCAUGGCAUUUCUGCAGAUUGAACUAAUUGACUUGCAGGAAAAUGUGGCUUUAUGGGAAGUGGACUGUGACACUGUUACCUUUUGGACUAAAAUGGUCACAGCUGAAAAUUUCCCUAACCUACAGAAAGUAGCCAUCUGUGUUCUUACCAUGUUUGGAUCGACGUAUCAGUGAAAGUCUGCAUUCUCAGCCAUGAAUGUUGUGAAGAACUCAAACCGCAGCAGCUUGACUAAUGAACAUUUAGGCUAGUGUCUUCGUCUAGCAACCACACCUUUUGUGCCACGGUUUAGGCAGCUGAUGGAAGACAGACAGUGCCAUUUCUCACAUUAGACUGCUCUGUAUUUUGCACCAUGCUACUUUUGACCUACUUGUUGUUUUGUUCAAUUUAAUGCUGACUCUUAAAUUCAUUGCUUUGCUACUUUUGCAGUUGUUACCAAUGUAUU